Messenger RNA from Erpetoichthys calabaricus (reedfish), 3454 nucleotides. RefSeq names its product inter-alpha-trypsin inhibitor heavy chain H4-like. NCBI's taxonomy places the organism in Eukaryota, Metazoa, Chordata, Cladistia, Polypteriformes, Polypteridae. The record is from RefSeq and is a predicted model, not a curated record.
AAACCCCCCAGUUGCUGUAACUGUUUUCUUGUUGCAUUUGGAAAGAAGACCCCAAGCAGUCAUGAAGCUCAUUUUCGGGAUUCUACUUGUUGGUCUGUGGACUCUGAAAGCAUCCGAAUCUGCUCGACCACGGAGGAGCGUGAAGGAGGCUGAUCUUGACAUCUACAGCUUCAAUGUGGACUGCAAAGUGACAUCUCGAUAUGCGCACACUGUGAUGGUCAGCCGAGUAGCCAACCGAGCCAAUGUGUCCAAAGAGGUCACCUUCGAUGUGGAGCUUCCUAAAAGUGCCUUCAUCAGCAAUUUCAGCAUGACAAUGGAAGGAAAGACGUAUGUGGGAGUGGUAAAGAAGAAAGAGGAAGCCAAGCAGCAGUAUGACCAAGCUGUGGCGCGAGGAGAAAGUGCUGGCCUUGUCAGGGUCUCUGGGAGGAAGAUGGAGGAGUUUAAAGUGUCUGUGGCCAUUGCUGCACACAGCAAAGUAACAUUUGAGCUCACCUAUGAGGAGCUGCUGAAACGCAAUUUAGGAAACUAUGACAUUGUCAUAAAAGUCAGUCCCCAACAACUGGUGAAAAACUUCAAGAUUGAUGUAGACGUCUCAGAGUCCCAGGGAAUCAGCUUUUUGGAUGUUCAGGGGAAGUUCCUAACCCAGGAGUUAAAGAAUGCCAUUCAGAAGACGGUUACUGAAGACAAGGCUCACAUUUCAUUUGCUCCAACUAUCGAUCAACAACGGAAAUGUCCAGAAUGUCAGGAGUCUAUUUUGGAUGGAGAAUUUAUAAUUAAAUAUGACGUGAAAAGAGAGACGUCAAUCGGCAAUAUUCAGAUUGUAAAUGGCUACUUUGUUCACUAUUUUGCACCAGUCCAUAUGCCGAGGAUCCCAAAGAAUGUGGUGUUUGUCAUUGAUCGCAGUGGUUCCAUGUAUGGCAAGAAGAUACAACAGACGCGAGAGGCGCUGCUAAAAAUCCUGCAAGAUGUUAACGAGGAGGACAGUUUUGGUCUCAUCACAUUUGAUCACUCAAUUACUCCGUGGAAAAAUAAGUUGGUUAAAGCUACUCCGACUAUGAUAGCAGAAGCCAAAGAAUUUGUAAACACCAUCAGGGACAGUGGAGCAACGGAUAUCAACGGUGCAGUUCUGGAAGGCGUAAAGAUACUGAGAAUUGCCAAGGAGGAGAGACAGGUGCCAGAAAGAAGCGUGUCCAUCAUCAUCUUGUUGACGGACGGAGAUCCCACCACUGGCGUCACCAACCUUGAACAAAUCCAAUCAAAUGUAAAGACAGCCAUCAAAGAACAAUUCACACUCUACUGUCUUGGUUUUGGCUUCGAUGUAAAUUAUAACUUCCUGGAAAAAAUGGCCUUGGAGAAUGGAGGAGUCGCCCGGAGAAUAUAUGAAGAUUCUGAUUCUGCUUUGCAGCUCCAGGACUUUUACGAAGAAGUGGCCAGCCCUUUGCUCAUGGAUGUGGAGUUGCAGUAUCUUAACAAUGAAGUCUCCAGUGUUACGCAAUCCAGAUUCAAAUUUUUUUACAAUGGAUCAGAAAUUGUAGUGGCUGGACAAAUCACUGAUAAUGAUCUGGACUUUCUGACAACCGACAUCAAAGCUGAGUCUGUGGAGAGCGCUUUGAUUUUAACCACCAAAUCCCCCAUUGCCAACAAGGAUAAAAUCAGCGAAAAGCAGCAGUACAUUUUUGGAGAUUACAUUGAACGUCUGUGGGCCUACCUGACCAUUCAGCAAAAACUCUCGAAGACAGUCACUGCCAGCGAGGAAGAUAAGAAAAAACUUCAGGAAGAAGCCCUAAAACUUUCCCUCUCAUACAACUUUGUGACUCCACUGACCUCAAUGGUGGUGACAAAGCCCGAAGAUGAAGGAAGGAAUCAAAGUAUGGUGGCUGACAAACCUCAGGAGGGAGAGGCCCAUGAAGACGAUAUUGAUGGUAACGCAUACCAGUAUUUUAGCAGAAGUUCAGCUCGGCAUCAUCCUAUGGCGCUCCCAGGUCUAAGUGGCCCACCAGGUCCUUAUUACGAUGCAGUUCAGACUUAUAGAGGGUAUAUACCUUCAAGAUCAAAAGUUCGCAGUUAUGGUGUAAAAUUAAAAAAAAAAAGAAUAUCAGGAAGCAGAGUACUGCGAAAGUCACGUAAUAGAUUCUGGAAAAACUCAGUGUCAAUACCAAGACCAACUUUCAGAACAGCGAAAUACUUACGACGACUGCCUGAAACUGCUCCAACUUUAACGAUAGCUACAGUGCACUUGUUGACAAUGCCACCUGCUCCAACUUUCAUAACAAGACAUGUGAAUAUUUAUCCACAAGAUCCCAAAUUCAUAAUUCCAGUACCAAGCAGGAUGCAUUCACUGUGUUUUGAUGUUUCUGUGUCUGCUGGCACCAUUUUGCAGUUGAUUCAUGAUCCAGACUCAGGUAUUACAAUUAAUGGCAAGACGGAUGAUGCAGGGAAAAUUAUGUUCCAGGCAUUUUCCAUUAAGUACAAGGAUCAGUACAAAGUCACUGUGGGGUUAGAAAACAUUACUUUACACACUGUAGAAGAUUCAUCUGAUCAGAACUGGUCAUGGAAGAGCGUACAGCAUUCAGCAGAUAAAAUUUCUUUGUCAUUGGUGAAAAAAAAUGUGAUGAAGAUUAUUUUCGACAAUAAAGUCAUUAAAAUUAUGUUACUCAAAUCUCCUGGACCGUUUCUGUGGCUCAACGUUCAGCUUGGCAACUUCUCAAGCAGCUCAUCAGGACUGUUGGGUCAGUUUGCCAAAGGAGUAUCAUAUGAAGAGAAAAUGGUCUCACUAAACAACCCCUCACGCAUUGAACUUCAAGGACAUGAUCUGGACGUGAUCAGUAAACUGGAAACUGAUUAUGGCAACUCCUCAAAAAUAAAGGUCAGAUGCUUUGUGGUCGAUUCUAAUGGUGAUGGUUUAAUUGAUGGCCCACUCUCCAGAUACAUAAUGACAGACCUGUUUGAAGGAUCCUGAGCACUCUCUUUAGCUGAGGAACGAUAAAUAAAAUCUCUUCUUCUGUUCAUUUUUGCUCAACACCUACUGAUAUAAGAAGUAUGCUUCUUAAAUAUAGAGAAUGUUUUGUUUGAUAUACAAUAAAAUGGCUGCCACAUUGCAUUCAGUGACAUAUCCGUUAAAUGAGAAAUUAAAAGUGCUAUGUAAUGUACUCAGUGGGGUUAAAUUAAAAUGUGCAUGUAUUUGUCCCUAAACGUUGCAUAAAAUCGAUAAAAAGAUGCAACCAAGUAGUAUUUUCGACUUUAAAUAACUGCAUAAUAAGCGGAAUACGUUAAUCAUGUGCAUGUGGAUGUUAUGAAUGUUUUCAAAACUUCUGACAGCAAACUGGUUCUCUUGCUAAAAUCAUUUUGUACGCAAGUGUCUGACAUUUAAGAAACACUUGUGCAAUGUGCUUGGAGGGUCACAUUGGUCAUUUUUGUUCACUGUUCAUUAAUAAAAAAAAAUCACUGUGAUAAA